This is a messenger RNA of Chanos chanos (milkfish), 1964 nucleotides long. RefSeq names its product calnexin. Bases 36 to 1610 code for a protein of 524 amino acids. The transcript has 15 exons. Gene Ontology annotation, biological process: ERAD pathway; protein folding. The record is from RefSeq and is a predicted model, not a curated record. NCBI's taxonomy places the organism in Eukaryota, Metazoa, Chordata, Actinopteri, Gonorynchiformes, Chanidae. Gene Ontology annotation, molecular function: calcium ion binding. Gene Ontology annotation, cellular component: endoplasmic reticulum; endoplasmic reticulum membrane.
UUCUAUUCGCGUGGUUACAACGACUCACUCAAGAUAUGACGAACCGACAGCGGAUGCUUGUGGGUUUUUGUGUCUGUUUGACUUUGACGUCUACGGUGGGAGGUCAGACGGUAUACGAACCCCCGGAAUCAGACAAGGCUUAUUUUGCAGAGACAUUUGACACGAGCCCUCUGGAUAGAAACUGGAUCCUGUCCAAAGCAGUAAAAGAAGGAGAUUUGGAUAUUUACAAAUAUGAUGGGGAGUGGAGAAUUGAGACCCCUGUUAAGGAUGUGUUGGUGGGAAAUAAGGGCCUGGUCAUGAAGUCUGCAGGUCAGCACCAUGCCAUCUCUGCAUACCUGCGAAAAGUCUUUCACUUCAGAGAGAAACCCCUCUGUCUACAGUAUGAAGUUUACUUCCAGAGGGGAAUUGAGUGUGGAGGGGCCUAUAUGAAAUUAAUCUCUCACUCUGAUGAUCUCCGUUUGAGCCAGUUUAAUGAUGUCACCCCGUACACCAUCAUGUUCGGUCCAGACAAGUGUGGCAGCAGCUACAAAGUGCAUUUCAUUUUCCGGCACCGCAAUCCUCUGACCGGAGUGUAUGAGGAGAAACAUGCUCGUCAACCCGAAGUCGACCUGACGGAAUAUUUCACCGACCGCAACCCUCAUCUCUACACCCUCUAUCUUUAUCCUGAUAACACGUAUGAAAUUCUCAUUGAUCAGUCUCUGGUCAGUAAGGGCAGCCUCUUACAGGACAUGGACCCCCCCGUGACACCCCCUCGAGAAAUAGAGGACCCCAACGACACUAAACCUGCACACUGGGAUGACAGGCCACAAAUCCCAGACCCUACAGCCACGAAACCCCAGGACUGGGAUGAUGACGCUCCCCAGCUGAUUCCUGACCCCACAGUAGAGAAGCCUUCUGAUUGGCUGGAGGAGGUGGAGCCCCUUAUCCCAGACCCAGAGGCACAGCCUCCACAUGACUGGUCUGUGGACAUGGAUGGGGAGUGGGAGGCCCCACUGAUCGAUAACCCUGCGUGCUCUGAUGUGACUGGCUGUGGGCCUUGGAACCCUCCCAUGAUCCCAAACCCCGCCCACAGAGGGAAGUGGAGGGCACCUAUGAUUGACAACCCCAACUAUCAGGGUAAAUGGCAGCCCAGGAUGGUCCCAAACCCGGGGUAUUUUGUGGACCCUCAGCCGUUCCGUAUGGACCCUGUGGCUGCUGUGGGCUUUGAGCUGUGGACCCUGACUGGGGACGUGAUGUUUGACAGCGUCCUGCUCUGUGACAGCCUGGACGUUGCCCAGCGCUGGACCAGGGACACAUGGGGACGGAGAGACACGCCUGGAAUCAUGGAGCGCGUCCUGGUGGCCACGGCGAAGCGGCCCUGGCUGUGGGGAGUGUACGUUUUCACCGUGGGUCUACCCAUCAUCCUCUUCAUCAGCUUCAUGUGGCCUGAUAAGAGGUUCGGUCCUCCUGAUCAGGAUUACUACUAUAAAAAGAGCGAUGAGCCCCAGCCAGACAGCCCUGAGGAUGCAGAGCGCUCCGGCAGUCUGAGUGACUACGUCCCCGAGAUAACGUCUGGGCCGAGAAAGAGGCUUCAGAAAAAGUCGGACUUGGAGUGUGAGGUCUCAGAAUGAGAGAAAAACCACGUCCAACCUGACGACAGACUGCACUGCUCUCUGAGCCCAUACACAGGCGAUGACAACACAGGGCAGAUCCUCACCGUCUCUGUCCAUUUCUCACGCUCUCCACGUCAUUACAUAUCACUGUCAAUUUCUCCAACUGUAACUGAAGUUUGUUUUCUCACAGAUUAUAGGAAAUGUUCCAUUCUAGACUUCUCUGUCUUUUGCUGUUGUGCCUGAGAGGAACUUAAAGAACUAAAGAAGUAAAACCCUUAAUCUGCACACUGAUAUGAAUUCAUGCACAGGAUCCCUGUGCUUUUAUUGUAAAUGUGGUGACUGUUCAUGAUUACACUGCGAAAUGAAAACAUA